CAAAUCUUAAGGUUGCUCCCCGCUAUAGAUUGCUUCAGAAACAAAAAUGACUCUAGACGUUGCAGAGUUGAAAUCAAGGUUGCACAAACAGUCUGAGCUAAUAAUGAUUCUGAAGUCAAGAGCUGAUUCUGAAAUGGAAAAUCGCAAGCUUGCAGAGUGUAAACUGCUGUCUGAAUUGAAAAGAAAUCAAGAUCUCAAGGAACAACUUGUACAAUAUCAGCAAAAAGCAUCUGAUGCCGAAAUUAAUAGUCGUGUAUUGAGAUCUAAUUUGGACAGUCUAAGUUUCGAACUGCUCUGUCAAACAUCAGCUAAAAAGUUAGGUCAUCACCUGACAGACGCAUGUAUCCAAGCUGAGCCUGUGAAGACUUUUCAAGAUAAAAGUAUCAGCACUCAGCGAAAUGAUGAAGAAUGUCUUGAUGUUUAUCGUGAUAAGUUCAGGAGACUCAGCGAAAAAAGCAACGAGCUUUCUGGUUUGAUAAAUCAAGCAAAGUCAUUCUACUUGAAAAACCAAAAGACGUUGCAAAUCAGUUUGGAAGGUUUAAUUGGAUUAAUAACUAAAAAAGACAACAUUCAUCUCAGGACAAGCAAAGACUACCACGAUCACUGUGUCAAAUGGGAAAAUGAAAGAAAAACAUUGACAUCGCAGCUAGAAGAUGAAAGGAUUUUGAACAACGAUAUGCGCAUGAAAUUGAAUGAAGCAUAUGCAGAUAAGUCAAAACUGGAGGAUACCUUGAAGAAACUGAAAGAACAAAGGGAACGUGAAAUGAAGGAAUUCAAUGCAAACGUACGUGUAAAAUGUUUGGAAGAGGAACUUAUGAAUUCUAAGCUAGAAAUGGAACAAAUGAAAAAGGAUUUUGAAGCUUACAAAAUCUAUACCAAAGAACUAUUAGACAAUGAGAGAAGAUUGAACAAGGAACUACGACAAUUAUUCAACUGAAAUUAAAAAAAAACCAGCAUAUUCAACAAGAAUGAAUAUUUGAAGAAGACUUUGGAUAAAGAAUUACAUUCUUUUUUUUAUUGUCAGUUAAACGUAUCAAGAUUUACUUGUAAAUCAAUAAAUCGACUAGAAAUAUUGAUUUCAUCUCGUUUGUUUAACUGAUAACAAUAUGCGAAAAGUUACAAAAUGAAACCUCUUGUAGAAAUCGUCUGAC
This is a messenger RNA of Trichobilharzia regenti, 1151 nucleotides long. The record is from the annotation of a GenBank genome assembly. NCBI's taxonomy places the organism in Eukaryota, Metazoa, Platyhelminthes, Trematoda, Strigeidida, Schistosomatidae.